Molecule: messenger RNA, 1048 nt
Organism: Daldinia caldariorum
Lineage: Eukaryota; Fungi; Ascomycota; Sordariomycetes; Xylariales; Hypoxylaceae
Product: GRIM-19
Exons: 4
Coding region: 176-535 (119 amino acids)
Source: RefSeq, a predicted model, not a curated record
GUCAUCAAAUCGGAGCUUUGACCAAUUGGUUCCACCCAAUUGAUUGAUUGAUUGAUUUCCCCGACGAGAACAACGAAAAAACAACGGAAAAGACCGACGACGACGACGACCAUAUCUUCUAAGCAGAUAUAAACAUAAACCUAUACGGAAAGACACCCAAUUGCAGCUGGCCAUAAUGCCUCAGGAUCUACCCCCCAUCGGGGGCUACGGCCCUGUGCAGUACAAGCGCAACCUCCCCGGUCCCGGCUUCCGUCCGGCCACGCUACUCCUCGCCAUGGGCGCCGUCAUGACCUUUGGUUUUUACAAGUUGGGACAGGGCAUCCACGAGCAGAACGAGCUCGCCCGCGAGAAGAUGUGGGCGCGUAUCCACCUGAUUCCCCUGCUGCAAGCCGAGGAGGACCGCGACCUCGUCCGGAGACAUCUCGCCGACCAGGCCCGCGAGAAGGAGCUGCUGGGCGAGAACAUGCAAGUGUACAACUCUGGAAAAUACGUGAGGCCGACAUUUGCUAUUACACCGUCUACCGUGACGAAAUAGGGGAGGAGCAGGAGGAGGAGUAUAGGGGAGAUAGAUGUACUAGGGAGUGGGCAUAUGGGCUGGCUUAUAUGAGUUACCUACCUACAUAGGCAAAGAUGCGAAUGCAAAUGCAACUGCGACUGUGAAUGCGAACGCGAACGCGAUGUUCAGCUGGCUGCGAGCGGAAGAGCUCCCCGGAGUCGGCAACGGGUGCAGGACGGGGGAAGGGGGAGGGGGAGGUGUAUAUAAAAUAAAAGAGGGCGUAUAAGCUAAACUAAGCUAAGCUAUUAAAGCUGUCCAACUGAUGAGUCUUUAACGCAAGACUACCUAACCUAAAGUAACCUAUUUUUUUUAUUUUUUUUUUUUAAGUAAUCAACUGUCUAUGAUAUAUCUACCAGGUACCUAACCUACCUGGUAAAAGUACUUGGAAUUUUCGAUUUCCACGUUAUGGGACGACUCCUUAUUAAUUGUUUUUUAUACUCGACUCUCUUAAGUACCUACUUUCAGUCGGCAUCCGUAAGUUAAUAUACCGAG